GUGAAAAUUUUAGAAAAAAUACAAAAAAGUUUGGGGAGAGGCGAAGUAUUCAACAAAUCUUUGUGUGACUAUUGAAUGAGUUCAGCCAUAUGAGCAGUUUUUUAAAAACAAUGGCUUGUUUUCUUCUUCAUUUUUCAUUUGUACCUAGGAGCAACCAACCAACAAAGAGAUCGGUGUACCUAGCUGCAUAACAGAGAAGAAAUAUUCCAUCAUUUCUCUCUGAGUUCUCACAUUUGUAGAGCAAGAGUUGCUGCAUGGAGUUGGGUCAUUCACGGCCCACUAGCACUGAUGAAAAAUAAGCAGGUCUUACCAGUUGAAAUAUGAAAUGCAAUGUUAAUUACUGCUAAAGAAAUGAUAGAUUUGUACUAACCUGUUUUCUGUUCUAGAAAAGCAGUGCAAAGUUGUUCUCUGCCAAGGUCAAGAAAGUGUCAUCAUCUUGUAUAUGAACAACAUUUUGUUUAAAAUAUCAUUGUUGUCCUUUGUUAAACUUUUAAACAAAUUGGAUCACCUAGGAUAUUUAGUUGUAGACAAUAUUAUCCUUUCUAGGUGUAUCAAAUAGAAAAGGAUUUAUUAAAGGUUGUAUGCUUUGCUCACAAACACAUUAGAAGGGCUGAAGAAAUAGACACUAACCUGAAAUUCCCGCACCAUAAUAAACCCAUGCCACAGAAUUGGACUGCCCGAGGAGCUGCUGUUUCUGUUAUGACCCGGAUGAUGCAGCAUCAGGAAGUUGAGCUUUCUUCCCCGACCAUCCUUUCCAGAUUUUGCUGUCAUUCCAGUCUACAGUAAACCUGGAAGUACUUCUAGAAUUAUUUUGGAGUUCUGGAGGCUGGGAGUCCACGAUCAAGAGGUCCACAGAAGCCUCUCUCAUUGGAUUGCAGUUGACAAAAACCGGAGGUGAGGGUCCGGGCGUGCCAAGGCCUCGGCGAUGGAGGGCGCAGCCUGCACCCCUGGGCUCUCCGCUGCAGCCCCUGGACCUCGGUUCUCAGAGCGCUCAGCGCGGCUCGGGGAGGAGGGGACGCGGCCGCCGUGGACCCCGUGCAGCGCGCAGGGCAGCCGAGCACCGCGCGCGCGAGCGGAAGGGCCUGCGGAGAGCCGGGGCGGGGAGGCGGGCCGCCGCGCACAAGCCCGCCCCCGGGUGGGCCCCGGCUCCCCGCCCUCCCCGCCGCCGCCAAGCCGACCGCCGCGGCCGGCGACCAUGCGCCGCCUCCCGAGGGCCCUGCUGCUGCCGGUGCCGCUCGCCCUGCUCGUGGCCGUCGCGGCCCCCGAGGCGCCCGUCAGCGCGCCGCGGAGCCUGGUGUGGGGGCCCGGACUCCAGGCAGGCGUCGUUCUGCCCGUCCGCUAUUUCUACCUGCAGGCCGUGAACUCGGAGGGCCAAAACCUCACCGGCUCGCCGCAAGGUCAAACGCUAUUCAAAGUAGUAAUCAAAUCUCUUUCACCUAAAGAGUUAGUCCGGAUUCAUGUCCCUAAACCUUUGGACAGGAAUGAUGGGACAUUUUUGAUGCGAUAUAGGAUGUAUGAAACUGUCAGCGAAGGGCUGAAGAUAGAGGUACUUUAUGGUGAUGAACAUGUGUCUCAGUCUCCCUAUAUUUUGAAAGGCCCAGUGUACCAUGAGUACUGCGAGUGUCCGGAAGAGGAUCCUCAGGCCUGGCAGGAUACUCUUUCUUGUCCAACCGAGGAACCACAGAUUGCCAAGGAUUUUGCUUCUUUCCCCAGCAUCAAUCUCCAGCAGAUGCUAAAUGAAGUUCCAAAAAGGUUUGGGGAUGAGAGAGGUGCCAUCAUUCAUUACACGAUUCUUGAUAACCACAUCUACCGGAGGUCCUUAGGGAAGUACACAGACUUCAAAAUGUUCUCAGAUGAGAUUUUGCUGUCACUGGCAAGAAAGGUCCUUCUCCCAGAUUUAGAAUUUUAUAUUAAUCUUGGAGAUUGGCCCUUGGAGCAUCGAAAAGUCAAUGAAACCCCUGGCCCUUCACCUAUCAUUUCAUGGUGUGGUUCUCUGAAUUCACGAGAUGUUAUCCUUCCAACAUAUGACAUCACCCACUCCACGCUUGAAGCAAUGAGGGGUGUUACAAAUGAUCUCCUCUCUAUUCAGGGAAAUACAGGGCCUUCUUGGAUCAAUAAAACAGAGAAAGCUUUCUUCAGAGGUAGAGAUAGCCGAGAGGAGAGACUCCAGUUGGUGCAGCUGUCCAAAGAAAAUCCACAGCUCCUAGAUGCAGGAAUUACAGGAUAUUUCUUUUUCCAAGAGAAAGAAAAUGAGCUUGGAAAAGCUAAAUUGAUAGGUUUCUUUGAUUUCUUUAAGUACAAAUAUCAAGUGAAUGUGGAUGGGACUGUGGCUGCUUAUAGGUACCCGUAUCUCAUGCUGGGUGACAGUUUGGUUCUGAAGCAGGACUCGCCAUAUUAUGAACAUUUCUAUAUGGCACUAAAGCCUUGGAAGCAUUAUGUUCCAAUUAAAAGAAAUCUAAGUGAUUUGCUAGAGAAACUUAAGUGGGCCAAGGAAAACGAUGAAGAAGCCAAGAAGAUCGCAAAAGAAGGACAGUUUACUGCUAGGGACCUGCUGCAGCCGCACCGGCUUUACUGCUACUAUUACAGAGUCCUACAGAAAUAUGCUGAGCGCCAGUCCAGCAAACCCACAAUACGUGAUGGAAUGGAACUUGUUCCUCAGCCAGAUGAUGACAUGUCCAUCUGCCACUGCCACAGGAAAAAAUCUUUAAGAGAAGAGCUUUAAGCCAGCCCAGAUUCAGACUCUUGUGUAUGCAGGCAACAUCCUCAGUGGAAUCAUUCAGAUAGAAUGUAAGCUGUGAAGAGCACAGUUUAAAAGACUUUAUCCAGUGGACUGGUUCUCUUGGUGGCUUUAUAUAAUGUGGAUGGAUGGAGCAAUAUUAGAGCAAGUAUUACCAAAUAUCUUCAAAUAUUAAUGUGUUUUAAGUAAAAACUGCUAUUACCAGCAUCACAGUUUCUCUAAAAAACUUGGGAAUCAGACUACACAGAGAGGCUUGCCUAAGUGUAGUUUGCCUAAAUCCCUCUCUGUGAAACUAUUUACAUCAUAUUUAUUGGUUUGUUUCUAUCCUUUAUUCACUUCCCCUUUCCUCUUCUAAUUAUGAAGAAAGAUAUUUGUUUGGGCAGAGUUUUCCCCCCUCAUUGCAUAAUUUCUCCUACAAGUUGGUUUUGACAUUCAGUAGUAGCAAGUGCCUUUUAGAAGGUCUGAUAAAAAAAAUCAAGGAAGAAGAUGACUCUGUUCUUAAAGGUAGCUUGGAGACUAUGGAGGGAAUUUUUUUUUUUUAUGUUUACUCCUGUUUAACCAAGUUUUACCAAGGCCUGAGACAAAACUAAGAAGAAAUAUUCCUUGAGCUAGUAAUUCCCAACCUAUCUGGGUUGUAUACCCAUCAAGGACAACAUAGUUAUUAAAAUAGAUGAGAACAUCCUUUGAGUACCAUUCAUUGUCUGUAUAUUGGAUAGACAGAAGGUGGGUAUCUUUAAUUCUUUGUAAUCUUUAAAAGUGAUACUUGAAAACCUCUGCCACCAGCUGCAGGAAACCUGGUCUCUUGAGAACUCAUAAUAAGCUGACGACAGAGGCAAGCAUCCAUUCCUCACUCUACCCCUCCUCUGUUUUACUGGAUUGCAUUACUAACAUAAAAACUUUGGAAAUUUCCUUUGCCUUUUAGGACAGGGUCAAGACUUAAGACUUAUAGCCUAGAAAUUCAUUACACACUCCCUGUAACACCACCAAGAUUCAGCUCACUAAAUCACACACUCCAAAAAUGACAGCUAUCCAUGCUCCCAAUCUAAAUAUAUUUACUCCCUCAGUUAAAAUAUUUACUUAAUUUGGAAAACAAUGUAGCCACUUUAAAGUAGUCAUAUCUGCUCUUCUUUGAAGAUCAAUAAGAGCACAUAACAUUUUUGAACCAGACAAAAGCAAAACUAUAUUUAUGAACAGUGUAAUCAAAGCCAAGUGUCCCUGGAAAAUUAAUAGCCUUCAAUUGUUCAAAACCACAUGUACACAAGUAUAAAAUAAAGGGUGAGCUGUACUGAGACCGUCUUCUGGUGACUCCAUGUCCUACAUAUAUUGUACAUGGAGUUUGGGCUUGUCAAAACCAAGAUUAUGGAAAGAAAGUUUGCUCUUAUUCACACCUCUCUGCCCUCCAACCCCAGGUCCUUCCUGAUGGCUACUUGAAUUUCGUUAGAAACAUCUUAAAUUUUAAAAUUUUUAUCGCUUGCUGCCAGAUAUUCCUAAUAGUUAAAAGCAAGUUGAGACAAACCAGGCAGCUUCUGGUGUGGAACAGGCAGGAUGAGCUUAAAAAAUUAAGUGGAGACUCUUGAGAAAUUCCACAGGAAAAGAGCAGCCUUAAUCUAGAUAAUCCACCAUCUCACUAACUCAGUCACAGCCUUUAAAAGGAGUUAGUUCUACAUGGCUUUCUGGUUUGCUGACAUGAAUAUAACUUAGUAAAACUUGGAUUCCUAGAAUCCUGAUUCUUUUCCUUCCAGUUCACAUAUUACCUAUAUGUUACAUUAGUCAUUUUUAGUACUUCAAGUUUCACUUAAGAUAUCUGAUAUCGAAAAGGAGAGGAGGGAUGUAAGGAUAUGAAAGUGAAUAUAAUAACUACAUUUGUCUAAGUAAGCUAUCAACCUGUUUGUUGCAGCAUUAUUUUAUUAAUAAAUGUUGGAAAUCUUGAAAAGCCAUCCUGAGGGAAUCGGCUAAAUAGAAAUUGAUACAUCAAGGAGAACAGUACAACCUUAAAGGGGAUGAAGCCGCUCUGAAUGUGCUGGCAUGAAAGAUUUCCAUGACAGUGUUCAGUGAACAGAACCAGUUACAGGACAACAUAUACAAUGUGAAACAUUUAUGUAAAAAACAAAAAUAUAUCCAUGUGCUUGAAAGUUUGGAAGGAGUGAGAUAUCUGAGGUGGGAUUGGAGUGAAGGGAAUUUUUAUGUUUUGAUUUAUACCUAUCAUAUUUAAAAUAGUUUUACUGUAAAUAUGAAUCAAAUUGUAAACCAAAGAGAAAUGCUAACCUAAGGAAAGACAAUAAAUGCACAACAAAUAUACAUAGGACAAGAAAAUGGAUAUUUACAUUUUCCAUUAUGCUGUUUUUAAAUCUAUGUCUAGAAUUUUAUAUCAUGGGACAUACUAUGUAUAUUUUUUAAAUAAAUUAAAUUUUCUAAAUAAAAUUUUGAAAAAGA
This is a messenger RNA of Manis javanica (Malayan pangolin), 5170 nucleotides long. The record is from RefSeq and is a predicted model, not a curated record. NCBI's taxonomy places the organism in Eukaryota, Metazoa, Chordata, Mammalia, Pholidota, Manidae.